Hermetia illucens (black soldier fly) is the source of this 1567-nucleotide messenger RNA. RefSeq names its product methyltransferase-like protein 25. The coding region runs from base 33 to 1514 and encodes 493 amino acids. Lineage: Eukaryota; Metazoa; Arthropoda; Insecta; Diptera; Stratiomyidae. The record is from RefSeq and is a predicted model, not a curated record. The transcript has 3 exons.
GCGAGGAUUUGUCUUUCUAGCUUCCUUGAAACAUGAAUGCGCAACUAACACGCUCGCAUAUUGACAAGAUCCUCUCCUACCUGAGGACGUCUCACCAAUUUAUCAAUUGCCAUAUGGUCGAGUUCAUAACAGAGAAAUUAUGGGAGAAGUUCAUUCCGAUGGCAAUCCAAGACGAGGUCGGAGGCAGUGGAGACAUUGAGGCCGCUACAAAGCUGUUUUUGGCCAGUGGGCAACCUAGUAGGUUCCCCAGCUUACAUAAUUUCAUUUCAAACUCGGAAGCUUACCACCUAGAAAAAUUAGAAGGCGUCCUUUUGUCGCAGGCUGAAUUGUUGAGUUCCAUCGGAGUGGAUGCGAACGUGCAGGACGAUUCCGUAAACAUCAGGGAAUUCAUGAACGAGAAGAAAAAUCAUGAGGUCGAAAUCGUUUCGAAAUUAGUGUCUACGUUAGCAUCCAACUUAUCAGAUUUGGCAGCCGAUAACAUGUACGUUUUGGAUGCUGGCGAUGGGAAGGGGUAUUUGUCGUCUAGGUUGGCUUUGCAAUAUAACAUGAAGGUGCUGGGGAUUGAUGCCAGUGAAGUUAACACCGAAGGAUCACAGAAGCGGAUGAAGAAAUUGGAGCGAGCAUGGACGGGGCUCAAGGAAAGAACAGAAAUGAUAAACAUGGGCGUAACACCACCGCGACGAACAAAGAAACCACGAGAAAGGAAUAGUAGUGAAGAGGUUACCAAAUCAGCCUCCUCAAGAUAUAAAUCAAUUAAUAACUAUAUUACGAAGGAAACCGACUUUGGUCUUCUAAUCAGACAACAUUUCGACACAGAAGAUGAUUUCAAAAUGUGCUUGACUGGUCUCCACACAUGCGGUAACCUAGCCUCUACGUGCUUGGAGGCGUUUGCAAAUAAUGCCCACAUAAAACUUCUGUGCAAUGUGGGGUGCUGCUACCAUCUACUUUCGGAAGCUUACUGCACCAAUGACAGUAACUUCACCAAUACAGAACUGAUUUCUAGAAGUAACAGUUGGGGAUUCCCCAUGAGCGAUUAUUUGAAGAGUCAAGAAGUGAAGUUGGGUCGAAACGCAAGAAUGUUGGCAUCACAAUCAAUACACAGGACCCAAACGAAAAGCGAUUUAAAUACACAAUCUCUUUUCUACCGUGCUUUGCUAGAAGUAAUCAUGAAAGAAAAGUUUCCAGAGGUUGCAGAAACCCCGCGAGUUGGGAAAGUAAAGAAAUUCUCCAAUUUCAAGGAGUAUUUGAAAAGAUGCGAUGAGAAAUGUCAGUUGCAGCUUGAUCGGCUAGAAGCCAGUUAUGUGGACGAGAUCUUGGAAAAAUAUGCGAACAUGGAGAACCUCAUAAGUCUGUUCUAUUUGGUAAGGAUGUCUUAUGCUCAGGUUAUCGAGUCUUUAAUACUUUUGGACAGGUUGUUGUACCUGAAAGAGAAAGGCAUCGAAAAAAGUUACUUGAUUCGUUUAUUUGACCCAGUGACUUCGCCUAGAUGUUAUGGAAUAGUUGCAAUAAGGUAGAAUACACUUUAUUUUAUAAAAAUUAUAUAUUUUCAAUAAAAAAUAACAAAGUC